GUUAUUGUGACUCACUCUUUUCUUCCUCAGUGGCCCCGACGGUUCGAGGCUCUUUCAAACAUUCUUGUGACUGGAACCCAGAAUGAAACAGGAGAGCUCUCUGAGCUGGUUUGAUAUCCAGUGCAUCACAUAUAACAGAAGGCCUUACAUUCAUAAGGAAACAGGAGGGCUGUUCUGUGCAGGUCGUCUUUAGACGUCUGCUUUUAAAGGAAACACAUGCCCAGUCAAUGGUUCAUGAGUUACAGUGUUGUCGUAUUUUAUGAUACUAUACACAUAAUUCAACAAAGUCUUCUAAUUGAAGGCUAUCCAAAAAAAAAAACAAUCUCAGUUCAAAAUCAGUGAAGUUACAGAAUCUUACUGGAAAUUGGCCCCAAAAAAAUCACAUUUAUGAACACAACAUAUCCAGUUGUGUUCCGCUAAAACAUAAUUUAGAUAUGAAUAGAAAAUAAACAAUUGAAUGCUUACUGAAUGUGUUUUUGUAUUGUAGUGUGCAGCAGGUACGAGGUGAGCUAGAUCUUUGUACAAUCAUUUAAACAAUCAAUGCGCCUCCCCUUCGUCCAUCUGUCUGUUCCUCGGUCUGUCCGUCAGUCCGUGGUCGACAGAACAAUGAGCGGGGUGGAGCCAAAAGCCUAGAAUACAUGGCAAUGCCCUUGUGCGUCAGUUGUCUAAUUGGCUCAAGGGUGUCUUUCAAUUGAAGGCCUGGAGACUGUUAGUCUUACUAUAUUUGUCCUGUCCUCCAUGCUUCCCUUGGCACCGCAGAGGAUACCAGGUACGAUUAAGUCAUUGUAUUAAGUAUAUUGGAAUGUGAUUGUUUUUCAGUUGUCGGGGUACUAACGAGAACUAGAAGGAACAUGCAGAGGGAAUGCAGCAAAAUGGUAAACAUGACCCAAGGACUUCAUAAGCUAUGUUACACACCUCUCCUGUCACUGACGCUCGAACCAGGCAGGCUCCGAGCAAGUUCACGCUGCAGAGGUCGAAAGGCUGCAUCGAGUGAAGGUAAACUCAUCGUCUUCCCUCGCAUCUCCGGUGUGGGGAUCUGGAGGCCGUGGUCCGGAUGAUGUCAUUGGUCACUCUAACCGGACCUCCGCCGUGGGGCUUCCGUCUCUCUGGGGGCUUGGACUUCCGGAGGGUUCUGACCAUCUCUAAGGUGAAUGUGUCCAGCAAGGCAGAGCUUGCCAGUUUACGUGUGGGCGACGUGAUAGUGGAGAUCAAUGGAGAGAGCGCUGCAAGGAUGCUUCACGUACAAGCUUAUGACAACAUCAAGAACUCAAGAACCUUGCUGACGCUGCUUAUAGAAAGACCACACACAGCCAUCUUCAGGCAGCCACAAUGUGUCGCAGUGCCUCCACAAAAGCCAGCCUGUCAAAAACAGAUGUUUGCGCAAAAAGUGUCCGAAGUCAGCCGAGAUGGAUUCACAAACAUGGGGAGUGCCCAGUGCUCCCACACAGUUAUGAAACAGAGAGUCCUGCCUGCUGUGAACUCCCCAGGCAGGAAGCCUGUGAAGACUGAGGGCCAACAUGACAACACCCAGAGCUGCGAUGCCCCCAGACAGACGUCUCCGCUUCUGACUUUGGAGGUCUUUAAGGGUAGCAGACUAAGAGACACGGCCCCUCGCCAAUCCAACACCUUCAACCUGAUACAGGAAGUGCUGGAGCAAGACUAUAGAAAAUCAGGUCCGAGAACUCAAGACAAGACGCCCUCCUCAGCACUCCCGCCCAGCAACCUCCCCUUUUUCAGAGUGCGGCCGUUCCGCUCAUGUGAAAGCUGCGGCACUCGAAUUGUCACGCAAGCCAUUAAGAUCAGCGAGGGGCGCUAUCGGCAUCAGGAGUGCUACACGUGUCAGGACUGUGGACUGACUCUGCUGAAGAGGGGACACUUCUGGGUAGGGGAGCAUCUCUACUGUGGGAAACAUGCCUCUCAGAGGUAUCAGAGUCCUCGAUGAGCCGAGGAACCAACAGGAACGUAGGCCAAAUGUCUGAUGUGAUUAUAUGAGUACAGAAGAUACAUGGUAAGGGGUUUUAAAUUGGCCAAACGACCAAAACAAUUCCCCUAAGUUUAAGAAGAGGGGUAAACUGGACAAUGUAUUAAUAUUAACCAAAUAGUAUAAUUGCAUUUAUUUGACUCUAUAGAUUAAAUCAGAGCAAGAAUGGUCAAAGUAAAGUUCAAUUAAAUUAAUGUUUAUUAACAUUACACAUGAAUUAAAUAAAUUACAAAGCAAACAUGUUACAAAGUGAAGGUUUUAAAUCUUACCUACUCUACCAUGAUUAUUGGAAAUCAGAGAGAGAAAGAGUAAGAGGUGAGCAAGGACAAGGAGUGGGAGAGCUGCUGAGAAGCCCUCAGGAGAUCAAGAAUCGAGAGAUCAAUGCUUCACAAUUCCCUUUAUACCCAAAUAUUAUCUGUAGAACCAGCAAUCCGACCACAUGUUGACCCUCACUUACCAACACAUGACCACAAAUGCAACAGAAAGCCAAUGAGGUGUGAGGGCCGUCAGGCAAAGACUGUUCAGCAACUGAGAGGUGGGGGCAGGCAGGGGGUGUCUCCCAGCCUACAAUGGUAUUUUCAACCUAGACAGGAACCUAUGCACCUUUAUGGGACGUGCUUCUACAGAUCCAUAAGGACAUAUGACGUGGUGUCAUUCUUCUUUGCUUAGGUUUUUCAACAGCCAUCACUGAGAGGCCUCUUGGCAUUUGAAAAUGUGAAAUUUCCCAUUAUGUGCAGUAGGGGUCAGUCUUUACGCACUGUCUUCAAAAGCAGCUGUAAAAUGGCUUGUUUGAUGAUGUGUAACUGGACCCAAACAAUAAACAUCAACAAAAUGCUGCCUGAAAACAUGGCCAACAUGCAAUUUGUAUUAGACAGACAUUUUUAAGUGGUAAUUUCUUCGAUUGGGAGGCGAGUGAGAUAUGUUCUUUAGAUACUUUAGACAUACUCAUGGGGAAUGCGAUGACAUGAAUGGAAAGAUACAUAUUUCUAAGAGGAAUUUACUUUCUGUGGCCACAGUAAGUGCAGUGCUCAGUAUAAACCGCUUCUCUCAAUACAAUGCUUUGUCAGAUAUGUGUAUGUGUAUUGGAGGUAGCCUAAUGCAGAUAUGCGGUGGCAUUUGUAAUAAUUGUGUUUAAUGGAUACCAGCAACCCAUGGGUCAGGUCGUCAGUGGAUAAUUCACCAAAUAUGGCACCUGCCAGGCAGUUUAAAGUAUUUUUCUAGUCCCCAAUGCA
Molecule: messenger RNA, 3213 nt
Organism: Osmerus eperlanus (European smelt)
Lineage: Eukaryota; Metazoa; Chordata; Actinopteri; Osmeriformes; Osmeridae
Product: PDZ and LIM domain protein 2-like
Exons: 8
Coding region: 1055-1942 (295 amino acids)
Biological process (GO): heart development; actin cytoskeleton organization; muscle structure development
Cellular component (GO): filamentous actin; stress fiber; Z disc
Molecular function (GO): actin binding; muscle alpha-actinin binding
Source: RefSeq, a predicted model, not a curated record